This is a messenger RNA of Bacidia gigantensis, 612 nucleotides long. RefSeq lists its product as uncharacterized. The transcript has 2 exons. NCBI's taxonomy places the organism in Eukaryota, Fungi, Ascomycota, Lecanoromycetes, Lecanorales, Ramalinaceae. Bases 1 to 612 code for a protein of 203 amino acids. The record is from RefSeq and is a predicted model, not a curated record. Gene Ontology annotation, molecular function: protein binding.
AUGCGAGACGCUCUUCUGCUGCAGCAAUCCCAGCUCAAUCCUGCAGAGACAACUUAUAUCUAUAAAGUGAUUCCAUCGGUGCAGGAGCGCGCACUUGCCGCCAUCUGCUCGGACGACUCGUUAUAUUUUGUGAACUCAGAGACCUUCGACGAAGAAAAGUCAAUUUCUCAAGUACAUGCGGGCGUUACAUGCUUAAGCCCCGUUCCAGGAGAAUCUAGUCAAAUCUGUACCGCGGGGAGGGAUGGCUUCGUCCGACUGUGGGACUGUCGUACUCCAAAGUUGAAAGUAGCCGAGUUGAAGGAUUCAAAUACCAUCUCCCUCCCCAAUGCACACGGCGAAGAAAUCGUCCGUACUCUGUGUUUCGCUCCUUCGCAGGAUGGCGAGACGCAGAAGAUCUACACUGGAGGUGAGGACGGUAUGAUAAAGGCGUGGCGGGCCCCUUCAUUGCCUUCGCUCAGUGACGCCGAGGAGAAUGACAUCGAAAUGACAAUGGCAGAGGGGAAAGGUGAGGGAGAUGGUCAGGAGGAGCGCCAGAGACAAGGCAAAGGGAGCAAUAAGAGCUCUCGAGAAGGCGAGAAGACAAAGAGAAAGGGACGGUUUGAGCCUUAUUAG